Molecule: messenger RNA, 2136 nt
Organism: Adelges cooleyi (spruce gall adelgid)
Lineage: Eukaryota; Metazoa; Arthropoda; Insecta; Hemiptera; Adelgidae
Product: dentin sialophosphoprotein-like
Exons: 2
Coding region: 1-2136 (711 amino acids)
Source: RefSeq, a predicted model, not a curated record
AUGAGUUCCCCUCAAAAGUGGGAUACCGCCGUAGAACGGGUGGACCCGACAAAAGACGAUAGCCAUAGCCUCGGGACGAUUAAUAAUAAUAAUAACAACAACAACAUUGUCAUCGUUGAACAACGGGAAAUCGAAACAAACAGCGAAGAAGACGAUGCACAAACAAAUAGCGGCGAUUGCUGUGUGGUGUACGACCACCAAACCAACGAUUGCACAACCGGCGGUGUUCCGCCGUCUUGGCCGGAAGAAAAACCGGAAAUAAUCAACGACGGCGGCUGCGAUGAACAAAUGGACGUGACGAAAGAUUAUACCGUGGUGGUGCAGCAACACGGGUCCGAUAUCGAUGUGCCGUCGUUCACCGCUCCCGGUGACGCCGUGAUGAUGUCAUCGUUGUUGUCUACCAUAUCUAUUGGUCCGGCACAUAGCUUGGCGGCACCGGAACAAUCACAUCCGGAGUUUACAGCAGGCGGUCUUCAUCAAACACCGGAAGAACCGCCGUCGUCGUCGCCAAAGCCGUUGGAACAAAAGCAGCCGUGCGACACGCGGUCGGACACGGUUGCUACUGACUACCAAAGCGGCGAUUCGGUCCGUUUGAACGCGUUUGGAGACCAAGACCAAGAUGCAGCGAUUUCGUCAAAUUCCUCCGACAGCAUCUCCGACGACGACGAUAGCGAUAGCGACCAGGACACGACCAGAUACGGUAGAUUUAAAUAUCACGGCAGCGCUGCAGCUACGGACGAAAACUGCGGAGAAGAAGAAGAAGAAGAAAAAUACAUAACGACCGUUGAAUUGGAUCGACCUACAACGUCGUCGUAUGAACCGUCGCCGCCGCAAUCGGACCAAGACGACGAGCCGUUGAAUUAUUAUUCGUCCGAAGACGAGUCGUUGAACUAUUCGUCCGAAAUCGAAGAACGCGAUGACUGGGACGAAGAGCAGGAGCAAAGCGUAACACCGGCCUCUGAGUACACCGCCAGAAGAUCGGAUAGUGUUGAAAACGAAGCUGACCAAUCUUGCAGUCAAGAAGUGUCAGAGUCCAACACGGUGGAAGAUGUACACGACGUGGUGGCGCCAAAAACAAACCCUAUUACGGUCUUCAGUAGCUUUAACCUGGCCCAUUCGAAUAUCGGCCACCGACAAAAAGAUGAUGAUGAUUUGCCGGGUACGGUCAAAGCUGAUGUAGACGAUAGCGACGACUGCACCACCGCCGCUACCACUUUGGGCGAAGUCGAAAGCGAAGAAACGGACGAUUCGCAACCGACGAGGAUGGUGGUCGACGAGCAGCAGCAGCCGCCCAAUUCGUUUUUGUUCGGUCAACAACGGCGCGCAGAAGACGCGUCCGACGACAACGACAAACCGGUAUUUCUUUUCGGUCGGGUAUACGCGUCCCAAAGCGAUACUACCGCUAGUGCCGAUUGCACUACUACUAGUACUUGUGCUUCUUCUACUACAGUUACUGGCGAUUGUGCGUCCGACUGUAAUACCAGCGAAACGGAAACCUUUACCAUCGCCUCCACCACCGCAUCCACCGUCAACACCCUGGUAAACGCCGAAGAAACGGAAUCGCAAGAUACGAUUCCGUAUGGCCGCGUGGACGACGACGACAUCAGAGAUAUUGUCGAACUCAAGUCUUUACCCGACGAUAGUACUUCGGAUGACGACGGCGGUACGAUAACGCCGCACAAUGCACGUUCGAGAUCAUCGUGUAGCAGCGUACAUUCGGAGGAGGAGCAGCAGGAAUCGUCGAGUUUCAGAUCGAAUAGUUUACAGCCAGAAUCGUCCACCGGCGGUGCAGAGCCGCCUAGAAUUGUUGAAAACUCAUCGUCCGAGCAAAACGCUGCUUCGCAACAAUUAUCGCAACCAGAUGCGGCCGAAACGACAAAUGUUGAUAAUAUGAUGGUCCACGAUACCAGCGAACCGUUUGUGUUGCUCGUUAAUUGUGACUGGCAAACAACCGGCGGCGCGGUGGUGGUGGUGGUGCAGUUGAAGAACCGCACGACGACCUCGACGGUAGCCUUACGAAAUCGUGUCCUUUGUCGUCGACGAUGGUGGAGACUACGGAGGAUGAUGAUGUUGCUACGAAGAAAAGAACAAGACGGCGUGCGGCUAGCGAAGACCGACAACAACCAGCUACUAUGA